Messenger RNA from Hyalella azteca, 4991 nucleotides. It is a transcript of the gene Tl, whose product is annotated as protein toll-like. The record is from RefSeq and is a predicted model, not a curated record. Gene Ontology annotation, molecular function: protein binding; transmembrane signaling receptor activity. Gene Ontology annotation, biological process: toll-like receptor signaling pathway; inflammatory response; immune response. Lineage: Eukaryota; Metazoa; Arthropoda; Malacostraca; Amphipoda; Hyalellidae. The transcript has 6 exons. Gene Ontology annotation, cellular component: membrane. Bases 265 to 3270 code for a protein of 1001 amino acids.
CGUUGUGUUGGUAGGUGAGUGCCAGUAAUGAGAGAAGCGCGAUGGUUUGACUUUUAGAGGAUUAUAUAAACUUCAAGUGAAAUAUCUCACUGAGGAACAAAAUUCAAUAUAACUGCCCUUCAUAAGUAGUUUAAGAACUUCAUCAACAAGUGGAAGCUUGAAGUUGUUGAAUAAAAGAGACCGAUGAUGUGACGGAACCAUGGAAAAAGCGCAGCGUGAAGGUUUAUCAUCGAAAUUUCGGAGCGUCCAAAGUUCACGCUAAGGAUGCUGAGAGCUGCAGGCCAGCGCUGCGUGCCGAUCGCAGCGCUCGUGGCGGUGUUGUGUGGUGGUAUCGCCGCGGCGUCGGUGAGAUGUGGCUCGUGCGAGAGCGACUCAACUUCCCUCACGUGCCCUAACUCAUUCAAUAUGCAGUAUUCGCUCUCAUUUUAUCCAUUUGAUGAUAACCUCAAUCAAGCACUGCAACUCACUUGUGACUACAUGUCCCCGGUCCUAAACUUGACAUGGAUGGAAAAGUGUAGUUUCCCAAAUGUUGUCCACGUCAAAAUUGAACUGUGCCCGCUUUUCAAGGAACCCUUGGCGAAGGUGUUAGAGAAGGUCGGUGUUGUACCUCAGAAUGUCCUUCAUUUGGUAUGGGAGACUUCACACACUCUGGAAGAUGGGGUCCAGUCCUGGCAUUUAUCUGGUCUGGGUAAUCUGACGUCGUUGCAACUGCAGCACAAUGAAUUCACAUCUCUACCUGAAGGCUUCCUCAAGCACACUCCUAAACUUCAAAAAAUUUAUAUCAACGGAAACCUUCUCUCGGAAUUACCAUCUGAUAUUCUUUCUUAUACACCCGAGGUAAAAAUUUUAGAUUUAGGAAAUAAUAUGGUGUCCAGUUUAAGAGAAAAUCUCUUGGAAAAUGUUAAAUCACUGGAGGUUUUAAACUUAUGGAAAAAUAGUUUCACUUCUAUCCCACCAAGACUAUUUUCAAAGAAUUCUGUGCUAAAUACUAUCGUUCUAAGUUCAAACAAAUUGUCGGAAAUUGAUCCGAAUUUAUUUGCCAACAUGAAAAUGCUCCAUACACUUGAUAUUCAAAUCAACGAGCUCCUAACCUUGCCGGCUGGUGCCUUCAAAGGAUGUGCGAAUCUAACGACAGUGUCGCUUCAGUUCAACAAAAUUAGCUCUCUGCCAGGAGAUUUGUUCAAAGGAACAGCAGUCACUGUGCUCAAUUUGGGGUAUAAUAGUCUUAGCAAUCUCACCACUACACUCAAUGACCUGCCUACUAUUGAAAACGUGACUUUGUACAAAAAUGCGUUAGUUAGUUUGGAUGCCAACAUGUUUAAAGGAUCAGCGAACAUCGUCAGGCUUGAUUUGCAAGCAAAUUCAAUUCAAAAUAUAAGUGAAGGAAUAUUUGAUCAUUUGACAAAACUAAAAGUGCUUCUCCUUAACAGCAAUUAUUUAAAAGAGCUUCCUCCAGGUUUACUUCGGAAUUGCAUUUCGUUGCUGCGAGUUUUCAUGCAAAAGAACGACUUGGCAUUGAUCCCUGUUGACACGUUUCCUAAUCGAGCCAGUAUCGUCAAGUUAGACUUGUCUGAUAACAAGCUGGCAUUCAAUGAUGAGGAUUUCGUUACUCCUCUCAAUCCACUCACUAACAUCGAAGAACUAUUCUUGUCGAACAACUUGAUGCGUAACAUCUUUUACGAUGCUUUGACCAUUUUCACGCGUCUCAGAGUGCUUGAUCUGCGAAACAACUCAUUGACAGUGUUGUCAGAUCGAGACAUAAAUUUUAUUUCCCAAAACGUUACCUUAUUGCUUCAAGAUAAUCAAAUCGUGAAUAUUUCAACGGACUUUCUUGGAAUAGAAACUGAAGGUAAAUAUAUUUCACUAUCGUUAGCCGGCAAUCCACUAAAUUGCGACUGUCAAAUGGAAACCUUCCUGAAAAAUGCUCAGUUGAUUCCACAUUUUGCAGUCAAUAAUGUGGACGGGUUUAAUCUAAUAGUUACAGAUGCCGACCUUACCACAUGCUCGCAACCAAGAAAACUGCAAGGCAUUCCAAUUUCCAAAGUUGACGCGUCGAAAGUUGUAUGCGAGUUUUCCUGUUCCCUUGAAUGUUCGUGCAACAUCAGACGGCAUGACUCUUUCAUACUGAUGGACUGCAGUGACCGUGGUAUGUCAGUCUCUCCUACCUUUACUGAAAGAUUCCAUAAACUGAGGAAAAACUUCAAGCUAAGUCUUGAUCUCUCGAAUAAUUUGUUCGAGAAUGUUAGCUUCUUGAGUGAACUGGAGUUUGGGAGGCUGGAGAACUUGGAUCUAUCGAACAACUCGUUGCAAGUAAUCAAUGGGACUGAUCUACCCCCGACACUACGAUUCAUCGACCUAAGCUUCAACAAUUUCUCAAUGCUUUCUCAAGACUUUGUUGAUUUCCUCAACCAUACAACGAUUGCCGUGCACUUGAGUGGCAACCCAUGGUCCUGUGACUGCGACUUGAGAAGCCUGCAUGAGUUCCUGAGGAACAACUACGAGCAGGUGGUGGACCGACAGCAAGUCGUGUGCUCGCACAACGGCAUGCCGGUCGAAGAGCUUCUCACCGAGGUGCUCUGCCCCUUCCUGUACCGCGCCAAGACGAUUUCUGCUAUCGCUAUCGGCACACUGAUUCUCAUCGUCGCUGCUAUCUUGGUUACUGCAGCUUGGUUCAGGAACAAAGAGAUGAUGAAGGUGUGGCUGUACUCGCACAACAUGUGUCUAUGGGCGGUAACUGAACAAGAAAUCGACGCUGACAAGAAGUAUGACGCUUUCAUCAGCUACUCAUACAAAGACGAAAAGUUCGUGAACGAAACUCUAGUUCCUGGCCUGGAGUCUGGCGACCCUAAGUACCGCGUCUGCCUCCACUACAGGGACUGGAUUCCUGGCGAGUACAUCCAGGAGCAGAUCCUUACUUCGGUCAAAGCCUCCCGUCGGACCAUCGUUGUUCUCUCCAAGAAUUUCAUAGAGAGCGUGUGGGGGCAGUUGGAGUUCAAGGCUGCUCACUCGCAGGCUCUUAAGGACAAAACAAAUCGAAUUAUCGUCGUUGUGUACGGAGACGUGCCGCCGUCCGAGGAGCUAGAAGGCGAGCUCAAGCUCUACGUCUCCACGAACACGUACCUGAAGUGGGGCGACCCGAAGUUCUGGGAGCGCCUUAGGUAUGCCAUGCCCCAUGCAAAAUAUCAGCGGCCGCGCAAAAAAUCCCAAGUUGAUAAGCUGGAGCUCGUCAAACCUGCGCACGAGUCUGCAACUAAAACACUGGACGACUGAAAUUCUAGACUCUCAUCGAGGGCUGAGCUGAAAUCAUCGACCUCAUCAAUUUCACUUUUUCUAGUUUCGAAGUGCAUUCCCAAAUGUUCAAAAACUGACAUGUUUGUGAUGUAAACUCGAGUGCAAGACUUUUUAUGAAUUUUAGGCCGUGAAUUUGAUUCGAAUUGCUAUUAAGUGAAUAAAACUGAAUGCAAGCGAAUCGGUGAUUUGACAAGUGCAAUAAAUUUGAGUGACUUAUUUGAAUGCGGUCCAUAGUUCGAGGUUGCGUGUAUUGAACAUUAUAGGAUUUGGUCGUCACAUUUUUUGUUUCGUGUAUUUUAUAUUCGGAAUAGCUAAUUAUGUUGCUUUUUAACCAUUGUCACAUCAGGAGUCUCAUAUGACUACACUAUCAACUUUCGUGGCGAUGUGAUUUAGUUAACUGAUUGAAACUGAAACUUAGUUUACGUAAUUGAAAACUAUAAUUGUACACGAUGACUUUGCCCUCAUCUUGUGAAUGAGGUGGAGAUGCUGUAACGGUUCUCAUUGCUGGCUCCAUGCGCGUACGCGAGCUGUGAUAAAGACAACAGAAAUAUUGUAGUGUGCCAGAUAACUUCUAAGGUAUGAUAGGUUUAGUUUAUACACCGUGCAGCUACGUUAUCGUCUGUACAAAGUUAAGUUCACAAUGUAGCUUGUAAGAAAUCCUAAGCAAUAUGUUCUGUCUCGUGUUUUUAUGUUCAGUAAGAUAUAUAAUGUUACUUUCUUAACUGAGAUAAGGGAUCAUCUGGGCGAGAAAUAACAUUGCUCUGAAAGAACUCUUACAUGACAUAUAUAUUGAGAUAAGUUAACACCAAGUGCAAUAAGUGUUGCAACGAUUUGGCACGUUAGCUUUGCGUUUUAUUAUAUUCUUAUGAUAGGUGAUUGGAAUUGUUAUAAUCGGUGACCUUUUCUAUCAACGGCGACAAUUAUGGUUAUUGACUACUAUAAAUUUUUACUCACUUGAGAACUUGUAUGCUAAGCAAUUGUCGAGUUUUAAGAGUUUUCUUAAUUAUCUUAGCGCAAUUAUUGAUAUUUGUACAGUACAAGCCAGAUUGUAUAGAUAUUAAUCUAUGAAUCGUUUGUAUAGAAUUAAGAUGUUUCUAGAGGUGAGUACAAAAUCACAGUGAGUCUUACAUCAUUUAACACCAUUUUUUGUUGGAAUCAACUUUUCAUACUAUAUUUCGUCGCGUUUGUCGGUUAUGGACAAUUACACUUAGACUUUACGAUAUUUUUCGUAAUUCAGACGCUUCGGGAGGUUGGAAUAAAGUUUAUUUUACUUUCUCACUCUUAACUAUGAGAGCAUGCCCUUUGUACUUCCGGCUUUGUGGUAAUGCAUGCAAACAUUUGUCACCCGGUGCGAUGCUGUUCAUAAUGAAUGCAAGAAGCGCGAUUUGUUAUAGCCACCAAUUGGACUCCAGUGAAAUUUGUAUAAAUGAGCAUACUUUUUGCAAUGGUCGAACUGCUCAAAUAAGCGAUACAAAUCCAGUCGUCAAUGAUUCUUCACAUAGGUUUUUGGUUCGUUAUGAAAUACCUUUCUGAUGUUGCGUACAGAUGUGUAAGUUAUAUUUGGGUAAGAGUUGAAGGUAGACCGACUUUGUUCACUGACUAUUUAUAAUUUUGUUGGAUGAGAACUUUCAUUACGUUCCUGUUUAGCAAUGUUAAAAUUUGGAUCACAAAUGAAAAAAUAAUUAUCGCAUCAAAAUUUU